ACAGGCUUUGCGAUCACACAGACGGCUUACUUUGACCAAACGGCGGCCAUCUCGAUCUGUGCGUCAGGACUCCUGUCGCCCCUCCUGACGACGCUCCUCUCUGACGGGUACCAAGCCGGUUGUCGGUACUUGGAGCCGCUAGCCGCCGGGGCCAAGAAUACUGGCUCAAACAGGCCCAAGUACGUCGUUGCCUCAGAGGAGAUGACACCGGGUGGCUGGUCCAUGCAACGGACGUCGAAGGAUCUAAUCGUUUGGAAUGCCACUGGACUACGCCUAGAUUCGUUCGACCUAUGGACGGACUUGGAGGAGUGUGUGUUGGGGGGGGCGCGGGGGAGGGACGAGCCAUGUCUUGACGAUGUGGCUCUAGCUCGAAUUUGGUUGGUCGGGCUCGACAGACUCUUCUACCCCUCUGCUUCGCCCUGCAGUCUGGCUGGCACGCUGGCCAAUUUCUCUUACGAUGGAGACUGUGACAAAUGGUGGGUGGUAUUGCCCGUAUCACCGUCAAGAUGCCUUCCUUCGGCCGACUCCGAUUGGCAAAUAGGCUUGCCCGAAUUUGGCCAGCCAAUCCAGAUGGAGACCGAAGUUGCCCAAUUUGUUGAAAAUUCCAACUUUGCGCACUCGUUUCUUCAAGGUAAAAAUGGGCUCGUCAUCAUCAUAGUUUCUAAUGCCAUUAACUCUGUAAACCCGAAAAAUAUAGGGUCUGAAAAGGAUUCUUCGCAAAUAUAUCGACACUGGUUUAGUGCCAAUGCAGAUAGGGCAGGCCGGUCUCAAAAUGAACUAACACAUUUCGUUUCCGUGGAUGUUCGGACAAAGGAUGAAUGCCUUGGAAUUGUGAUGGCUUGA
Messenger RNA from Protopolystoma xenopodis, 843 nucleotides. Lineage: Eukaryota; Metazoa; Platyhelminthes; Monogenea; Polystomatidea; Polystomatidae. The record is from the annotation of a GenBank genome assembly.